CUUCGACGCACUCACAGCCCAUCGAAUUCAAAGAGCUGCAACAACGCCAACCCAUCCCCACCCCCGUUUCACACUAGGAGAGGGAAAGGGAAAGGGAGAGGAAAAGGGAAAAAAAAAAAAUUUACCCUCCCGCCGACGCUUUUUGUGUUAUUCCCACUUCGCGUCGCAGGUUUCAAUAGGCCUCUAAUACCAUCCUACCCUACUAUUUCUUACCUUUAUUCUUAUUCUAUCAUAAUUAUUUCUUUUUUCUUUUCUCUUUCCUUUCUUCAAAGAAGGUUAAAAGAAAAACAUCUCUUUUACCUGCACUCACCUCUCUCCCUCUUACUGCCCACGUUUUACCCGCAACCAUGGCGGAUCAGAAUGUCGCCGCUCUCCUCGCUGCCCUGACAAGCGCACAGCGACCCCCCGGAUCUCAAGGAGGACCGCCAUUGCCGCAAGGUGGCCCUGCGGGAUACGCUGGAAUUCCGGCAGGUCUGACCGGUCAGCCGCCUUCACAAUCUGUGGCCUCUCCUCCGGUUGGCUACUCUUUACCGCAGCCAUCUGCCUCCGGUUCUCUUGACCUUAGCAAUAUCAAACCUACAACGUCCGGAAAGGUAUCUCUGGAUGACGCACUCGCGCGAGCAAAAGCUAGAGCUGCGGAGAUGGGAAUCCAACCUACUUACAGGGAGCAAGCACCCACACGCUAUGAGGACCCACGGUCAAGAUACGGUGCUCGUCGUUCCCGAUCCCGUACUCGCUCCCCGCCCUCUCGUCGUGGCGGUGAACCCUUCAGAGAUGCCUACAACCCCUUCCGCGACGAGCGUCGUGCGCGCGCUAGCGCCGAGUACGGUAUGCGCGAGCGAGAACGUUCUUAUAGUCCACCGCGGCGGGGCGGUCCGCCUGGGGCAGGCACGGGAAAUCCUUACUCCCCACCUCCGGCACGAGCCGAGAGGUACGGCGGCGGUCAUAGAGCGCGCUCACCUCCUCCGGAUGCCGAACAGAUGAACAUUGAAUCAUCACUUGUUGGACUGAUCAUCGGCCGCGGUGGGGAGACUCUGAGGCGUGUGGAGCAGGAGACCGGAGCUCGAGUUCAAUUCCUUACAAACGGCCAGGAUCGGGAUAGCGGUGGUGAACGGGUCUGCAAUAUCCAGGGCACACGCCCGCAAAUUUCGGCCGCAAGAAGGGCCAUAGAGCAGAUCAUUGCGGAGAAUGGUCCACCCGGAGGUGGCAUGGCAGGCCCUUCCGGAAGUACCAGUGGUCGGGGGAAAUUCGGUGGAAGCGGAGGUCAGCCCAACUUGCGAGACGGAGAAGAUAGCAUACAGAUACUUGUGCCCGAUAGAACUGUUGGCUUGAUAAUUGGUCGUGGUGGCGAAACUAUCCGCGACAUUCAAGACAAGUCUGGCUGUCACGUUAACAUUGUUGGCGAGGCAAAGAGUCAGAAUGGCCAGCGUCCUGUUAAUCUGAUUGGGUCGCCCCAAGCGGCAGAAGAUGCAAAACGGUUGAUCAUGGAAAUUGUUGAGAGCGAUAACGCAGGUACCGGACCACCGCCAGGAAUAUUAACUGAAACUAUUAGGGUCCCUAUAGAUGCUGUUGGCAUGAUUAUUGGGAAAGGCGGAGAAACGAUCAAAGAUAUGCAAUCCUCGACUGGCUGCCGUAUCAACGUCUCCAGUCAAUUCCAACAAGGUGACCCUGAACGUGAAAUUGCCUUAGCAGGGACCCGCGAAGCAAUAGCCCGUGCACGCAUUGCCAUUGAGGAAAAGGUCGAAGCAUCUACACGCAGUGCCCCCCCAACCCGUCCCGCACACUUCUCCACCGACCAACAACAGCAAUCUCAGCAACCAACCUGGCCAACCUACGCCCUCCCACAGCCCUCCUCUAACUCUCCCCCCGCCCCAUCAACCUCAAACACUACUGCCACCGCCGCCACCGGCACAGGAGGAGCACCGCCAGGCAUCCCGGGCGCAGCCCAGGACGAUCCGUAUGCCCCAUAUGGCGGAUAUCAGGCCUACUGCGCAAUGUAUUACGCCGUGGUUAUGCAGCAACAACAGCAGCAGCAGCAGCAAUCGCAGGGUGGUGCUGCCCCAGGCACUUAGCCACAACAAGACAUCGACCAAAAAAAAAAGGGAAAAUUUUUAGUGCUAGACUACGUGAUUUCUGGGUGAUCUUUUGUCGUGAUGGUGAUUGAUUGAUUGACUGAUUGAUUUGUGUGGAUUUUUCCCUUUUUUCCUUUUUUCCUUUUUUCCUGUUUCCCUUUUUCCUUCUCUCUUACCUUUUCUUGUGUCUUUCUUUUCUCGUUCCGAGGCCUGGGUUGGAGGGGGAUCCCGUGAGCGAGCGAGUGAGCUGACGUGACGUGACGUGCCUCUUCGUGCGUGAAUUGUGACUACUUGACUACUUCA
Molecule: messenger RNA, 2375 nt
Organism: Tuber melanosporum (Perigord truffle)
Lineage: Eukaryota; Fungi; Ascomycota; Pezizomycetes; Pezizales; Tuberaceae
Exons: 7
Coding region: 348-2072 (574 amino acids)
Biological process (GO): regulation of gene expression
Cellular component (GO): cytoplasm; nucleus
Molecular function (GO): mRNA binding
Source: RefSeq, a predicted model, not a curated record